Molecule: messenger RNA, 1953 nt
Organism: Exophiala dermatitidis NIH/UT8656
Lineage: Eukaryota; Fungi; Ascomycota; Eurotiomycetes; Chaetothyriales; Herpotrichiellaceae
Exons: 4
Coding region: 191-982 (263 amino acids)
Biological process (GO): regulation of peroxisome size; peroxisome fission
Cellular component (GO): peroxisomal membrane
Source: RefSeq, a predicted model, not a curated record
GCCCGAUGGAGAGACCAUCAACAACUUCGGCCACAUACCGAUGCCAAUGAUAAUGAUAAUAUUCACAAAUGGACUCCUUUCCCUUCUCCAGCCGCUAUUCCUAACCCCUGUUAAAGGCUGUUCCGGGUGAUAACUUCCCUCUCCUGAGUAUAUCGCUGCAUCGGAUAUAGCCUCCUAAGCCGUGCUCAAAAUGCUCGGGUCUAUAGCAAGAUUUACCAAUGACUCCGUCGGUUUGGAGAAGAGUCUGAAAUUUGUACAAUCCGUGUCGCAAAUCGGAGAGAGCAUUGCGGCCCCUUACUUCUUUGAAGCCGCCCACUGGACCCUCGCGAAAGAGCAGGUCGGUCUAGCACGCCGAUACUUUCGACUUUUCAAGUGGAUCGACUGCUUCAAUGCCGCUCAGGCAGAAUAUGCGCGCAUCAACAACAAACCAGAAGUCAAGGCCGACGAAGUACAUGCACAAAAAUUGACAAGAACUAGCUCGGAAGACGAUGUGCGGCAGCUGCUCUCUGUUUCCAAGUGGUCGUUCCUCGGCAUUUACCUUUUUAUGGAAAUGUUCACGAUCAGCAACGCCUUGUCCAUCACAUCUUAUUCCUGGGGCCCAACGCUACAAAUGGAAUCGUUGAAGUUCUGGUUCUACUCCCUCGCCGUGUCCUUCGUGCUGGGCAUCUACGACCUUUGGUUGAUGUCCGCUGCCGAAUCUGAAUCUCAGCCUACUGAUACCAGUACGACGGACUCUGGUUCCACCGAAAACGAAAAGGCGACAAAAGGAGCACAAGCACCGCAACACACAAAAGAUGCGAGCGCUCAACUGUCUAGCAAGCGGCGAGCAAUAUACAAGCAAAUCGUCCAGGAUGGCUGCGACAUGCUUAUCCCCGCUUCGAUCGUCGGAUGGGUCCAGCUCGACCCUGUCACGGUCGGAGUCGCUGGAUCAAUCAGUGCUCUGUUGGGUGCAUCUGAUGCUUGGAACAGAGUUAAUCAGUGAUCAAGGAGAAGGAGCUAGCACUAGCUUCGCGGUCCAGUUGCAUAUGGGGGGCGGGAUCGCGAUCGCGAUCGCCGCUCGGGCAGCAUUGACGCUAGAGUGUUUCCAAGCCCGACCGGGGAUGUGACGUGCUUCCAUGUGGUCCACAAACUGCAGUUGCGUUCUGGGACAUGGAGCCAAUGUGAUGGGGGAGGGGUGCUCAUGCAAGGCUACCUUAGGUACCUACGGUACAGGUAUCCGGGUGUGACUUGCAGUGAGUGGGUUUGAUGGGUGUCACCGAGUCACUGAUUGCAACCCAACCCCUGGUGCCCCCAAUCUCAUCCAAGCGGCAACGUGGCACUGGCAGCGAUCUAGGACCGAUCGAUCUUCCUGGCUUGCAGCAUGACCCUGCGUGCAGACAGUCUGAUGUGACGGAUCGUUUUCGGUUUCGGUUCCCACCCGAGGAGCCUGCCAGGGCGUCUCGACGGUCGUCUGCCUCUACACUGGCAUCGAGAGGAUCCUCCGUGCAGGUACAAGUAGGGCGGGACAGCUGCGCGCUAUUCGUCCGAACGAGUUCCCUGAGUCCGGCUCAGCUCACCCGGGGCCCCUCUUCCCUGAUGACCAAGGUUGUACAGAUCAGAUUGUUGACGGACCAUUGGAUAGGCGGGCGCAUAAUGCAUUAUUUGUUAGCAAUCCACCGCUACCAGUGUGACUACCUAUGAAGAGGUCAUGUAAAGACAUGUAUGUCAUGUUGCCGGAAGUUGUUCAUCAGCAAACCCCGUUUCACUUCUGUCGACCACUACAGGGCAACAUGCUGAUUUCACGGCACAAGUUGAGACGAUUGUUUAGUUCCAAGAGCCAUCAUAAGGAGCUAUCCAUUGCAUUUUCUGUUCUUAUUCUAUGAUACUAGGUGCUGUCUAUAUUCUCUCACAGUAUCGUACUAUAUCAUCAUUAUCAUGGGUGGAAGUCUUUUUGUUCUCCGACCUACAUUACGG